This is a messenger RNA of Pipistrellus kuhlii (Kuhl's pipistrelle), 1638 nucleotides long. It is a transcript of the gene AQP2, whose product is annotated as aquaporin 2. Gene Ontology annotation, molecular function: water channel activity. NCBI's taxonomy places the organism in Eukaryota, Metazoa, Chordata, Mammalia, Chiroptera, Vespertilionidae. Gene Ontology annotation, biological process: transmembrane transport. The transcript is spliced from 4 exons. The record is from RefSeq and is a predicted model, not a curated record. Gene Ontology annotation, cellular component: apical plasma membrane; plasma membrane. Bases 70 to 885 code for a protein of 271 amino acids.
AAAGAGAGAGAGAGAGACCCAAGCCUCCUGCCCUGAGACCGCUGGGCCGGCCCGCGGAAAGCCGGCAGCAUGUGGGAACUGCGGUCCAUAGCCUUCUCGCGGGCCGUGUUUGCAGAGUUCCUGGCCACGCUCCUCUUCGUCUUCUUUGGCCUGGGCUCGGCCCUCAACUGGCCGCAGGCCCUGCCCUCGGGGCUGCAGAUCGCCAUGGCCUUCGGCUUGGCUAUCGGCACCCUGGUGCAGGCGCUGGGCCACGUCAGCGGAGCCCACAUCAACCCUGCGGUGACCGUGGCCUGCCUGGUGGGCUGCCACGUCUCCUUCCUCCGGGCGGCCUUCUACGUGGCCGCCCAGCUGCUGGGGGCCGUGGCAGGGGCCGCUCUGCUGCACGAGAUCACACCCGAAGACAUCCGGGGGGACCUGGCCAUCAACGCGCUCAGCAACAACACGACAGGCGGCCAGGCCGUCACCGUGGAGCUCUUCCUGACGCUGCAGCUGGUGCUCUGCAUCUUCGCCUCCACCGAUGAGCGCCGGAGCGACAACCUGGGCACCCCUGCCCUGUCCAUCGGCUUCUCCGUGGCCCUGGGCCACCUCCUCGGGAUCCACUACACCGGCUGCUCCAUGAAUCCCGCCCGCUCCCUGGCUCCGGCUGUUGUCACUGGCAAAUUUGAUGACCACUGGGUCUUCUGGAUCGGACCGCUGGUCGGCGCCAUCCUGGGCUCCCUCCUCUACAACUACGUGCUGUUCCCGUCCUCCAAGAGCCUGGCGGAGCGCCUGGCCGUGCUGAAGGGGCUGGAGCCCGACACCGACUGGGAGGAGCGCGAGGUGCGGCGGCGCCAGUCGGUGGAGCUGCACUCGCCGCAGAGCCUCCCGCGCGGCAGCAAGGCCUAGGCGCCCGCCGACGCCCGGCCCGCGCCCAGCCCUGCCCGGACUCCCGCCGCCCCGCCAGCCCGCCCCCCGGCCCGGGCCCAACGCUGGCCGCAGGGCAGAGUAGCUGCUUCCGGGCCUGCAGGGCUCCCGGGUGCGGGGUGGUGGGAGCCGGCCGACCCGUCUAGAGGCCGCAGGUGGAGGGCAGCGGACUCCCGCUGGCCCCUUGCAGGGAGCUGGGAAAGGAGGGCGGGUGAGCGGGCGGAGGAAGGUUCUGGAGAGCCUGUCUCCAGGAGUGGGUCGGGUUGGGGAGGGAGAGUGUGCAGACCCCACCAUGGAGGGUCUGGGAAUGGGGUUUCGCUAGUGUGCGAGUGUGUUCAUCCCCGCAUGGCUCUCUGUCCCCAGGUGUAGGGCUGUGCGUGCUCCUGAGUGUGAGCGAGUGUGCCUGCGGAGGUGCAGGUGUGGUGGCCGGCGACCUCUCCCGCACCUUCCCCUGGACCCCUUCCUCCUUUCCUCCCUUCCUGCAAUAGCUCCACUUCCUCUGUGGGAUUGAGUCCUUGCCAGGGUCCUCCCCGGCGCUCUAAGAGUGUGCUCCCUGGAGAAGGGGGGGUCUGGAGGCCACGGAGAGGGCUGAGGCAAGCACCUGAAUUCCCCACCCGGCCCCUCCUGGAAAAUUUCCCCAAGGUCAGCGCUGGGCUAAGGCUUGUCAGGACCCAUUGCUAGAGGCGGAAAGGUGUCAACCAGAGGAUGGCUCCCCCAGAACUGACCUCUGGAAAA